UCACGCCUGGUCGAUGAGUGCGAGUGAUCUGUGCAUUUCUCUUCCACUCCUCCUUUACCCAAAUGCCUUCCUCUGCCCUCUUCGUCUAUCUUAUUGCCAGAUAUCCCGACUCAGAUUAGAUUCAUUUCUCAUUCUACCGGUCGCGAGACAAUGGACCAUUCUCACGGUACCCGUGGAAAGGAUGAUCACAGUCUCGACUGUGGUCAAAUCUCUCUACAAGACUAUAUGGAUGGGCCACGCUCACAUAGAUUUGUGGACAUGGAGAGGCUGAAAUUUCCUGAAACUUCCGAAGAAACCUAUGAAGAAAGUUACGGAACCCCUUCACUCACGGCCGCACUCUCAUCUUCUUCUAGCCGUUCGAUUCCGGUAGAAAACAAUGAACACCGUAAUCCUUCCGACACAUAUUCCAGCCGGGCACCCGAACCUCUUGUCUUAGAGGACGGCAUCUUUUCAACAGCACCUAGGUUCAGUCCUUCAGGAGACUGCCCUUUUGAUCAAGCAAUAGCGUUCGACACUGCGUUCAAAACCCGUUUUCUGGAUUUCGAUGCCUACCCGUUUGUUUUUGAUUUGUGCAGUCGUCCCGACCAAGCUCCCUUGCCAAGGGAAAUAAUCGAGCGCCAACUCGCCACUCAGGAGGGCAAUGAGAACUCUGAAUAUGCGUCUACUUACUGGCCUGCACUCUUCCCAGACCCAACGGAACUAAAUACCAUGGAAGAUCUCCACACUAGCAGACCAAAAGAUAAUAUGCUGGCUUCUAUCCCGGAAACCAGCCCUGCUGAAGUCGAGUACGAGCAGCAGUACAUCGUUGGGCUGGCUAGUGAGAUGCAGAGAAGACUACGCCAUCUUUCCGACGCUGGGGUAUCGCGAUCUUGGAACUCGUCCUUUUCCAGUGUGAUUCGAGCCUUUACGAUCCGCCUUGGCUAUGAGUCCUCAAAUGAUAUCAGUCACGAUACCUGGCAAAUCAUUCAUAAGAACAGUGGAGAGCUUUUUAAUCACCUUCAGAAUAUGAUGUCAUUGUUUGACAACCACAUCAAAAGUAAGGAAACCGAUGGCAUCAAGGGAAAUCUUCAUGAUAUGUCUGUGGAGGAUAAGAUGAGUCUCUGGGAGGAACAAAAGAAUCCCAAUUGCACACCACCUCCACAGCACACACAGCUCAAGGAAGACACACGAGAUCGCAUUGAAUCUUCCACAAGACAAAUCGAAUAUGAAGCGAUACUAGAAAGUCGGGCCUUCAAUUGGUUAUUAAAUCAUUUGGAAAGACAAGCCUCGCUGUGGUGGGAUGACAAUGAUCUAGGAAUCUGCGUGCAGGAGGAGAUCCAGCGAAAAGUUAUGAAUCUCUUCGCAUUGGAGAUCGAUGAAAGGCACACAUCAGAGAUUCAAAAGAUCAAGUUUCAGCUUCUUGACUGGCCGCUACUCGGCAUAGGAAGUGACAAACAACAUCUUCAGCACAACGACAAGACAAAACCUUUGAGACAAGUCACGCUUGAAUCUGCGGUGGUCGUAUGUUGUGCAGAUAAGAGUCAGGUGGUGACCAUAAGAGACUACAUGGAUCAGACAUGGCCAUCAAACUGGAAACAGGCCUUUGAUUUACUCCAAUCUUGUGCAGACUUUGGGGAAACACAGGUUUUGAACAAUAGGCACCAAGUCGUUGGUCCACCAGGGUAUCCUAAUCUCCUAGCUUCGGUAGAAGAUGGACACCUUACGGUUACAGUUGAAGGAUAUCCAUACUUCAUAGCUGAGUAUGGCGAGCAACUUGCGUGGCUCUCAGCCGCUGUUGCACAGAAUAGCCGGGCUGUUUAUCGCAGACCAACAAUCACUCGACAGAGAGAGAUAGGAUCGGACGAAACCAUCUUCUGUUUCGACAUCGUUCUAGAGGAAAAGCCGCUUCAUUCAUUGCCGCCGCAAGAACGGUCAUUGGCAGGAAUCCUAGGACAGGAUUUCGUAGCCAUUCGAGGAUUUCCCAUCCUUCGUCGCCCGAUAGAGUUUCCUGGGAUGGAGAUUCCAUGGAACAUGGCUCAAAAGCUCGUAGGAAGUCCUUGCAGUGUUCACACAUCCCAUGGGGGGCAACUAGUCCUCAGCGGUUGGCGAAAAGCCAUUGCUCUCGCCAAACAAACCCAGAAUAUUUCCCUUUGGUCCGAGGUCGCCACAGGCAAAACCGCAAGAUUGAUGAUAGGACCCGGCGCAACACACGUCAUGGAGCUGGUGCAAUAUCAAACUGGUCGGCAUAUCAUCACCCAAAUCGAAGACUCAGCGUGGCCAGAGACACCAUCGGGAUUCUCCUCUUCGGGAAGAAAAUCAAAAGAACCAGCUGUGGACGUCAACUCCUCAACGCCAUCUGUCCAAAUUUUGGACACGAUCGAGUUGUCGCCCUGGCAUUCAAAUCCAUAUGGAAAUCAAAGCAAGUCUGAACACUGCAACAGUGGUUUGAUCGAUCCCCAUGAUGGUGGCGGUGAUGGAGCUGCCGAUUCCGCAGCUGCUGAAUCUGCAGAUUCCUUGGACACGGAUCUUCUGUCAGUAUCAGAUGAGUCGGAUAAUAUCGACUUCCAGCCUUUGUACGAAGACCAUCCAACUUUGCCACUGAUCCAGGCCAUUGCUCGUACCCUGCUCCGGGACUAUCGACUUCAGACUCAGCAUCGUGGAGAGACGUCUUCCAGUGGUGCCUCUUCCUCGGCAUCAGCGCUUGACCAAACGCAAGAGGCGAAAGGGCCUUCGAACCCUCAAAUUACAGUCAAUAGAAAGCGCAAACCUGAAACUGAGCUCAAAUCGGGCAGAGAGCCAACUAAAUCAUCGGGAUCAGCACAGGAGGCUAAAAAGCAGCAGCUCACAUUAGCAUGCCCUUUCUGGAAAUUCAAUACCGACAAAUAUCAUGUUUGCGUCACCAAAAAGCUCACAAGGGUACGGGACGUUAAACAGCAUCUUAAGAGGAGUCAUACUCCUGAGCACUACUGCCAACGCUGCUUCAAGAUCUUUGCCAACGAAGAUAGUCUUCGAGACCAUGUAUCGAAUCCGGAAGGGUGGACCUGCCCUCUCAACGAAACAGGGGCGCUGGACGGAAUUUCUCAUGAACAAAGCAGGAACUUACACAGGAAGUCGGCUCCUGGGCAGACGGAUGAGAAUCAGUGGUUCGCAAUUUGGGACAUUCUUUUCCCUGGAAAGACAAAACCACGCUCAGCGUACAUGAAUCCCGAUAUGUGCGAAGAACUAUCAGCUUUCCAAGAGCAUUUGAACUACAAUGCUGCUCAAGUCGUGCAAGAUUCACUAGAGACCGCGGGGUUUCUUUGGCAUCUCACAACCGAGGAGGAGUCACAAAAUCUUCGCAGGGUAGUCAACGAGGCUAUCUAUGCCAUGCAACAAGAGUGGAUUUCAAAUCGAACAACGAUGCGACCAAUAGCAAGCGUACGACAUUCACAUCAUCAAAGUCACCCUGGCAACUCUCAACCCGUCAGAGGAUUGGCGACUCCCACUGACAGCGGCAUUAGUUUGGGAUCACAGACCGACGGAUCAUAUCGAAGACCAAGUACUAUACCUCAACAAGCAAAUCUUUCAGGUUUAGAACAGCAGGAUAGCUCGACUGGGAUUGAGUCGCAAGUUUUGACAAGAUUGGAACAUGCAGCUCGAAACAUGCCGGUCUUCGAUGGAGGGCCGACCACAAAUUCUUUAGCUGCCCAACCAGGAUCAAACUUUUGGGUACCGCAGGCCCAUCUAGCGGGGUUGACAGGACUCUUUGGACCCGAUUCAAGAAUGAACGGAUUUGGUACGGCGAAUGGUACAGUCCCGCCAAUCGAUCUUUCAUUUUGGGGCUUUGGUGAGAACGUGGAACAUGUCACUCAGGCUGUAACAGGAGCAGCAACGGCGGAAGUUCCGUCAUCAACAGCGCAAACACCUUGA
This is a messenger RNA of Colletotrichum scovillei, 3888 nucleotides long. RefSeq lists its product as uncharacterized. The record is from RefSeq and is a predicted model, not a curated record. NCBI's taxonomy places the organism in Eukaryota, Fungi, Ascomycota, Sordariomycetes, Glomerellales, Glomerellaceae. The transcript is spliced from 3 exons. Bases 151 to 3888 code for a protein of 1245 amino acids.